Molecule: messenger RNA, 2987 nt
Organism: Aspergillus calidoustus
Lineage: Eukaryota; Fungi; Ascomycota; Eurotiomycetes; Eurotiales; Aspergillaceae
Source: the annotation of a GenBank genome assembly
GUGAGUAUUUACUUAGCCCGCGUAUGAAGCAGUCUACAGUUUGAGGAGGCACUUUAAAAGAUAAUUCUGUUCAAUGGGGAGCGUACCUAUUAGGGGCCCCAGGAUCUGUUUUUGAUGGGCCUCUAUCGCUCAACCGGGCGACUUAUCAAUAGGAGCGGCAACACGCUUUUUGGGAGACCUGGAAAUAUUGGGCUAUGCUACAGUACUUUGUAUGGUACUGGCACUCGAACACUACAUGCCUCCCCAAAUGAUACCUUGGGCCGCAUUUGUUCGCCAUUCGCGUCAGAUCACAACCUCCUGUGUCGCAGCAGCAAUGGUUGUAUGCUCGCGGGAAAAUGUAUGAAUCUUCCGUCCAAAAGUCCACGAGCUGCGGCUCGCUAUUUGUCUUCCUGGGUUUGGAAUCGCCCUAGGCUAUUCGCGCCAAGUGACCAUGACAAAGACCACCAUUCCACACCUUCCAAAGAUGAUGGCUUUUCCAGUAACUAUUCACAAAACGGAAAUAUCACUGGACCUCCUUUAUUACCACAGAAGGACUUAUCAUGCUCCACGUCUACAAAUGAUGUCUCGCCACAGUUUUGGAGCCAUCGAUUGUUCAAGAGUCAGACGGGGGAUGAUGUGGUUGUACACUACUGCCAAACCCUCGAAAGCACCGAGCGGGUGGCACAGCUCUUCCUGAACGAUACAGUACUAGGGUUCGACAUGGAAUGGCAGCCCGAAGCCACCAGUUCCGAUAAGAUACAGAACAAUGUUUCACUCAUCCAACUCGCCGGCUGCGACAGAAUCGCACUGUUCCAGAUCGCCCUAUUCUCUCCGGGGGAAACGAUAAAGGAUUUAGUGGCCCCCACGUUGAAACGCAUCCUGGAAAGUCCAGACAUUACUAAAACCGGCGUGGCUGUCAAGUCAGAUAGCACCCGUCUUCGAACGCAUCUCGGAAUCAACCCUCGUGGGAUCUUUGAACUUAGUCAUCUAUAUCGUCUUGUCAAAUACUACAACACCCCUUCCCUGAUCAACAAGAAACUUGUUGGUAUGAGCAAGCAGGUUGACGAGCAUUUUGGUAUGCCUUUGCGAAAAGAUCCCUUUGUACGAUGCAGCAACUGGUCGUCUCCGCUGACCGAGGAUCAAAUCCACUACGCCGCUGCAGACGCAUAUGCCGGCUAUCAAUUAUUCUGUAUCAUGGAUGCGAAGCGAAAAGCCAUGUCUCCGACUCCGCCGUUGCCAGCGCACGCCGAGUUGAACCUACCGAUACGAAUGUACAGCAAGAAAACCACUUCUAAGGAUCCUGUUGACGUCAAAAGUCGAGGUGUGGCGCCUUGUUUUGUGCCUCGACGGUAUGAACGGGAGGUAUCAGUUAUGCCCAAGUCAACGCCCCGUUUACCAUUGGCCCUUACGCCGUCUAUCACGAAACGCCGUACAGGAGCUAGGAUUUCUCGAGCCACACGAUAGGGCCGUCUAGCUUGUGUGCGAGGCUGUAUGUAAUAUCAAGUAUCCGCGAUAGUCUGCGCUCUGAGAGUGCGCUACGAUGUGUAUACGAAUUCACUAACAUUACCCAUAACACUCUGACUACCAAGUCCGUGCCAUGCACAUACCAUGAGAUGUUCAAGAUUAGGAAGGUAUAUCUACAGCUUGGCUAACCAAGGCCUGCAUCUUUCACACGCGUCGAUGCUCGAAAAGUGGUGAAUAGAAUAUUCUUUGUACAGCGUCAUAUCUCGGUGUCUUUUAGUAUUAUCCACUUCAGCCUCUCAAGGGCAGCACCUUAGAAGCGAGGACUUCUUGUCGACAAAGAGGGCAUUCGGGUUUCUCGCGAACCCAGUCACAAAUACAUGUCCAGCAAAACACAUGCCCACAGGUCGUGACACUUGGAUCCUUAAAGGACUCCAAGCAGAGAGUACACUUGCGUUGUUGUCCGGUGGGAAUCCAAGGGAUGGCGUCAGGGUCCUCUGAGAGAUCAUAUCGAGCGCUAGAAGCAGGAAGAAGAGGGAGCGUGGAUGGGUUCUCAAUCGAGCGUACUAGAGUAUCUUCUUGGCCGCGGGGCCCCGGAGAAUCGGAAAGCGAGUCUGAGGUCUCUUGGCCUGCACUCGUAGUAACUUUUUGGACGUGAAGAAUACUUUGGACUGCUAUUUGCAGAACAAGUAGUACUCCCAGUACCUCAUAGCCGACGCGCUGCUCGUUUUGCUCUAGUUUCUUCGUAAAGACGUAACGAAGCCCCCAAACCCGUUUCGACAGGUGAUAAUAAGAGCCUGUGAAGUAGAAAGUUGCAAUGCUGAGUGCAUAAAUUGGCGAUAAGGAUGUGAUGGAAUCGAGAUGCUCCAAGAUGUACUUCUGGAUACGUAGUUUCGUGAAUAAUGACUGCUUCCUUGGUUUGCCGUUUGAAGCAAAUUCAGUUGCUCCUUUUGUCUGUUGCGCCUUCUGUUGUUGUCGGGCGAUACUACGCUCUAGUUUAGCGCGUAGACGCUGUCGAAAACCGGGCAGUAUCCGCUGUAGUGUCCAUGGCACCAUUAUGCUGCUCAGAAUGUAUCCCGCGCGCCUGGCUACUGACGGCAGCUGUAGGGUGUCAUCUUCAAGUUGGACAAGGUCGCAAUACUCUUCUCCCAGAGUCCGGUUUCCGAUCAGCGUCGUCAGGGAAAAAUACAACAGCUCGGUGAGGUUCUUGAUAGCUUCCGAGUGCGUAUGCGCAUAGCGAGCACCACGAAGUUUUCGAACGAUGGACUGUGUCUGGUUGGUCAAGUUGGCAGUAAGGAAGGCAUCCUUCUCGUGCGAACGGAUAAUGUCCGGCGACGUCGCAAACGGGUAGAAAUGGGCCGAGGGUCUGGUUGGAGGAGGGGUCGUGGUCGAGAGCGAUAGGUCUUCGUCGGCCAUUGUUAGUGGAUAGAAGCAGUGGAGGGAAGCUUAUAGCACAUUCGGAACAAAAAGAAGGCUGAUUCAGGAGAAAGAAUAUCUUUUGACUUUGACGGACGAUGCUGUUAAGAACCAUGCGCCGCUGGAGUCUG